Molecule: messenger RNA, 1356 nt
Organism: Recurvomyces mirabilis
Lineage: Eukaryota; Fungi; Ascomycota; Dothideomycetes; Mycosphaerellales; Teratosphaeriaceae
Exons: 2
Coding region: 1-1356 (451 amino acids)
Source: RefSeq, a predicted model, not a curated record
AUGGACGACAUUGACCCGAAAGCGCAUAUCGAGGAGCCACAGGAGCAUGACUUCGACCAACGACACGAUGGGCCGUUCGAUCCACCUCGAACAUCGAUGCAGUUCCAUAGAGGCUCUGAGGGCGCUAUCAAGAAGACACAUAGCGACCCACUGUCGAUGAGCCCACCACCAAAGCGAAAGAGCAUGCAGGCAGGCAGGCAAUCUGAUGACUUUGCAUCCCCGCCGCGAACAAGCACGAACAUCUCUCGCGCUGGCAGGCCAAGCAGAGACUUCGACACUCGACUGGAUGGACCAUUUGGGAGACCGUCUUUGACUAUGGAAAGGAGGAGGUCGUCGGGCAAGAUGUCGCCUAUGAGUCCCGACUCGCAUCGGCGGCCGACUCUACCAACGAACACUCCCAGCGAGCGCGAGAAGCAAGUAGAGGAGAGGCAACAAGCAGAGCUGGGUGAGACACAUUCAGGAGAACCAUCGGAGCCCGUUGCGCCAACAUUGGAGGAACUGCAGAGCGACGCGGCUUUCGAGCCUGAACCACCAGCAUUGAAUUACAACAUGCGGAGUCGAAAGCUCUAUAUCGUCUUCUUCUGGUCGCUCAUUGUGUUGGACUGCGUUUUCAUGCCCAUUGGGCUAUAUUUUGGACUAUGGUACGGCACGAACCUAUCACCAAAUAUCGUCUUCUCGAUCGUUACGGCAGCUCUUGGUGGCGUCAGUAUAAUAGAAUAUUUUCUGCGUCUUCGAAGACUGCUCAAGAAGAACAGCACAUGCCGAGUCAUAGGAGCGAGGAGGAUGUACCUGGACUGGUUUCAUUGGAACUUCACCUUUGGCUGGAUGGUCGUCAUGAUCGAGCUCAUCAUUGGCACGAUCCCGACAUAUCCUCCAAUCCGCCUCCUCGCUAUGCCAGUAACAAGUAUGCUGUACGUCUUCGGCACGGAGCUCCUGGUCGUGGACACUAUGCGCUACUUCCAAGUCCCAGCGCCGUGGCGAAUGUCCUCGAUCCCACGCCAUGCACAACUACGACCUGCCAUCUACAGCUUCAUCGAGGACGUUGUGGCCGUGGACGGCUCAGGGGGUACAGCCUAUCGCGAGGCAUUCAACAGGCGGUACGAAGCCUCUCACAUCUUCCGCGCCAUGCUGCGACGUCUUGGUGUUUUCUGGGCUUUCGGCGCCGAAGGCAUUGCGGUCGUCUGCACCAUCCUCAUCUUCACGGUCCAGAAGGAAGCUGCAUAUGUGAUCGGCUGGACUGUACCUUUCAUCUGGGCUGGCGUCUGGACAGCUGGCACAUUCUGGUAUGUCGGCAGGAAGCUCAAGGAGGAGAAGAUUGCGUGGGCUGUGGAGAUCGCAGCCAAAAGUGCAGCGUAG